AUGUCCAUGGCCAUUUGCUCAAAUACCCCUGGUGCAUACCCUGAAAUUGGACUCUGUAAUGAGGUCGAUAAACAGUUGAAAUCAGGCGGAUUCUCCUCUGAUUCUUCUUUGAUAUUAAAUAAACCAGAAGUUCACCAACACUGGUCUUCCGCUUCAUCUCAUAUUUCACGCUCAAGUGAUGUGUAUACAAAUGGCAAAGAAGAAAUUUCAUCUGUUGUUGGUGAGGACACAACGGACACUGACCCUUUCCCCUCAUUGGUCGAAAAAUAUAACUCUUUUCCCACGAGAAAGAGUCUUUCCGAACAGAACGAAUUCGAUGAUGAUGUUGAUGACGACGUUUCUUCCUCACCAGAGCAAAAAUCACAAGGUUCUCGUGAAAUUGAAAUUCCUUCUGAAAUUUCUUCUGAAAUUUCUUCUGAAAUUUCUUCUGAAAUUCUAAAUAGCACAUCGCCAGACGGUACUUCAGAGUUUCACGACUUCGCUGAACCACCUCCCUCUCAGAAUCAAUCUGUCGCUCUCUCUUUCAGUCAAUCAAAUGAUUUGGAUUUUUUGAAUAAUCCAAGCGGAUCGGGCUCUUCGAAUGACAUUAAUAGAAGCUCGAGCUCCCUAUCACUUCCCAAACACGUGUCAUUAGACUUUAACGUUUACAAUAGCCUUUGCUGCACAAACGAGGCCAUUGCGUCAGAAUCGCAUAAUGUGGCUAAAUUUCACCUUGGAAAGGAAAAUAAAAAGAGCUUGUUACCAAGAUGGAAAACUAUUGAGAUGUACGGAGAAGCGGUUAAGAAAACUCAAGACAUAUAUUCCAAUUUUCAGUAUGCGCAAUACAUUUUAAAGGUAGGGUUGGACACAGAAAAACUACACGAACUCGUCAAGGAGCGGGAGGAUGGGAAUGAUAGCUUCACUAUUGAUUUUUUGAAGGAAUCUCUAGUGAACGACGCGAAAGUGAUUUUGAAGAGACUAAGUGCCAUUGGAUAUCCUGAUGCACAAUACCUUUUAGGUGACGCUUACUCCUCUGGAGUUUUCGGUAAAAUAAAGAAUAGAAGGGCAUUUCUUUUGUUCUCCGCUGCAGCCAAAAGAUUACACAUUGAAAGUGUUUACAGAACCGCUAUUUGCUAUGAGUGCGGCUUGGGUGUAACAAGAAAUGCACCGAAGGCGGUUAAUUUCUUGACCUUCGCAGCAACUAAGAACCAUCCAGCAGCAAUGUACAAAUUAGGAGUAUAUUCGUAUCAUGGUUUGAUGGGCCUUCCUGAUGAUAUUUUAACAAAAAUGGAUGGUUAUAGAUGGUUGCGAAGGGCUACGUCCAUGGCCAGCAGCUUAGUUUGUGGUGCUCCUUUUGAAUUGGCCAAUAUUUAUAUGACAGGAUAUAAAGAUCUUAUCAUUUCAGAUCCAGAUUAUGCUAUGGAAUUGUACAAGAAGGCAGCGGUCCUAGGGCAUGCUGAAUCGGCAAGAAUAUUAGAAGAAGCUCGCAGAAAUGGAGAGUUUGUUCCGCAGGAACAUCCUGGUUCGGCACAAAAAUAUCGUAAAACCUCCGAUGAAGCUGUGGCGGCCAGAAAGUUGAUCUAA
Molecule: messenger RNA, 1563 nt
Organism: Saccharomyces paradoxus
Lineage: Eukaryota; Fungi; Ascomycota; Saccharomycetes; Saccharomycetales; Saccharomycetaceae
Gene: SHC1
Product: Shc1p
Exons: 1
Coding region: 1-1563 (520 amino acids)
Molecular function (GO): protein binding
Source: RefSeq, a predicted model, not a curated record